CUCGGCGAAGGACGUUACAACCCUAACCCAACUGCAGCUUCUAUAUGCCGCCUGAGCGCCUGCUCUAUGAAACACUUUCCAUAAUACCAUCUUCAUUGCAGCAGAUUUGCAGGCUCGGGACUCUGCACCCAAAUUUGGGCCUUGGACUGCAAUGCAGUUUCUGAGGCAAAUGGCUUCAGCCGCUGAGCGAGCCUGCGGGCGCUGUGGCAAGGGAUACAACGAGGAUAGAUUGCAGCUGGUGAUCCCUUGUGGUCACACGCUGUGCGCCAAGUGCGUGCUGCUGGCACCGCCAUGUCCGCACUGCGGAACGUCGGUGCCUCGCGCUCGCCAGUUUGCUCUCAAUCGCUCCCUCGCCGACCAGCUCGGGCUGAUGGGCCAAUCAGCCGGCGGCAACCACUCCGUAGCGGCAGGGGCCGCUGGGUCUGCGGCGGGCGGCGCGGCUGGGGUUGAGCAGCCGCGCAAGCGGCGCCGGCAGCAGGCCAGGCGGGCAGAGGACCUAUCGGAGGACGAACCUGCAGACGAUGUGCAGGAUGCAGUUGCAGAGGAGGAGCAUGAGGAGCAGCAACAUGAGGAGCAGGAUGAGGAGCAGGGCGAGGAGCAGCCGGAGCAGGAUGCUGAGGAGGGCGCAGAAGGGGUGGUGGUGGUGGCGCCGCCGCCCCCGCGGGGCCACGUGCUGUUGCAGCUGUGUGUCGUGGACCCCGGCAGGCUGGACCAGCACGAGCUUGUGUUGGAGCUGUGGCUGCCGCGCUACAUGCUGCUGCCCAACGAGCGCCAGCGGGCGUACCUGCCCAUGACGCUCGUGCGGCGGCAGCUGCGCGGCCGCGGGGUUCCGCGCGAGGCCUGGCGCCUGUUCCUGUUCGAGCCCGGCUACACCUGCUGCCGCUCGCGGGAGUUGCGGCCGGAGGAGCGGGACGCGCGCCUGCUGCCACUGACCGGCGACACGCGCGCAAGCCGCAACGAGCCGCCGCCGCCGUUCCGGCUAUUCGCGCUGGACGCGCGCGCGCCGCGCAUGCGAGUGGACGUGGUGAUUCACGGCUACUGGGGCGAGCACAGGGUGGAGGGCGUGGAGGUGGACGCGGGCGGCUCCACACGCGCGUUUGGGGACCAAGCGGUGGCGCGGCUGCCGGCGCACCUGGCCUUCCACCAGGGCACCUGCCGCAUGUACAAGCUCCGCGGCAACGGCAACCCCGCCUCGCAGUGGAUGGAGAAGGUCAAGUGCGACUGCAUGCUGGCGGCGGUGGUGGACGAAAGCGUUGUCAGCCGCGGGGCUGUGCACCUGCGUGCUGCCGGGCCGGCGCCACCGGGCGCAGCACAGACCUACUCCGUGGUGGUCAGGACGUUGACCGGCAAGAGCGUCCGCCUGUUGGGAAUCUACGGCGGCCUCGACGUGGAGAUGCUGAAAGAGAUGGUGCAGGACAGCGAGGGCACUCCCCCGGACCAGCAGCGCCUGCUCUUUGCCGGCAGGGAGGUGUUGGAAGGCAGGACCAUGGCCGACUACAACAUCGGCCCGGGCGCUACCGUGCACCUCGUGCUGCGCCUGGCCGGUGGCAAGCCGGUCAUCUGCGUGUGGGCGGCCCAGCCCACGGACCUGACCGUGCGCCUGCGCCUCAGCCGCCACUGGACCUUCAGCAGCUUGGUGCCGCGACCGGACCAGUACAGCGACGGCGAUGUAGCGGGCGGUGGCGGCGGCGGCGGCGGUGGGUCGGGGGCGGAGGCAGGCAGCAAGCCCGGCGGCUGGGCGGCUGGCGGCCGGGAGGCGGCGUGGCGUGUGCGCGCGCUGCCGGAUGGCUCGCUGGUGCACCCGGGCAGUGGCGGGCGGGAGUAUGCCUACCUAUUCUGGGAGGCGCUGACGGAGGGCACCGCGGCGGAGCCUGGCGCCGGCAGCGGCACCGGCGCCGGCCCCAGCGCCGCAGCUGGUGGUAGUAGUGGCAACAGCAGCCGGCGCAGUAGUAGCAGCAGCGCAAUGGUCUGGGAGGAGAACGAGGAGGAGCAAAAAGGCGGCAACGGUCGGGCGCCGCUGCAGCCGCAGCCACGGCUACAACCACAGCCGCAGCCGCCACAGCUUGCUUGCGGCCCGGGGCUUGCUACAGCCGCAGCAGCAGGCUCUGUUGUUGCCGCCGGGGGCACUGCUAGUAAGAGCCCCCUGGGCCUGGGCCCCACGCCGACCGACCUGCCGCUACCCGACUUCGAGCCGGCCCGGUCCUUCUGCGUGGCGGGCGCUGACGUGGAGCGGUGGCUGUACGGCGCCCUCGCGGCCUUUGGACUGCCUGUACGGGAGCGCACCGACUUCCUGACGUACUGGCUGCCGCACAUGGAGGGCGCGGCGUGGCUGCUCAUCAGCUUCGCCGACCCCUUGGAUUACCAGGCGGCCGCGGCCCUUGAGGUGACGCCGGCGCCGGACGUGUGCGUGCGGCUGUUCAUGCUGUUUGAGCGGCUGGCGGCGCCCGCGGCGGGCGCGUGCGGCGACCUGGGAGCGGAGGUUGUGCGUGUGGGCGUGCUGCGGCGGCAGGGCUGCUCGUUGGCGGUGCUGGAGUGGGGCGGCAUGGAGGUGGUGCGGCGCAAGGGGUAGGAGGCAGUGCUAGGUGGCAGAGGCGGUGGAUGUGGGAAGCGAGCAAGUGGGCCACCACUUUGGGUGUGGGUGGCACGGCGUGUGUGCGUGCUGCGCGUGUGGCUGUGUUUAAUCAGCAGGCCGUCGCGGCUUUUGUACUGCUUUCUGAUCAAGAAAAGGUGCUUCAAUUCGAAAGAGCGCUCGACAACUUUUGCAAGCUGCCGCAAUAUUUUCGGUAUUUGACUUUUGCCGUUGUGUGUGUGGAGGUGCUGAUGCUGCUUGUGUACCAGUGCGGUUGGCGCGGCACGGCCGAGGCAUGGCCGCAUGGGGUCCGGCGGUCCGCACUCCUGUCCAAGUCCUGUGUACCGUAAUCAUACCUGGAUGCCAUCAGUUGCUGACCAAUUACGGUAUUGAUCACUGCUGGUCUCAACUGUUUGAAGACAAGCACGACAGCUGGCGGGCUUGGUGGCAGACGGCCAAGCACGGAGCAGAGGUAGAGCAGGAGGGACGGAGUCCCGCUAACACGGCCGGUCACGGCUGGUAGCCAACGUCUGUCGCUGGUUUUACCCGGGU
Messenger RNA from Chlamydomonas reinhardtii, 3121 nucleotides. RefSeq lists its product as uncharacterized. Lineage: Eukaryota; Viridiplantae; Chlorophyta; Chlorophyceae; Chlamydomonadales; Chlamydomonadaceae. Gene Ontology annotation, cellular component: nucleus; cytoplasm. The record is from RefSeq and is a predicted model, not a curated record. Gene Ontology annotation, molecular function: ubiquitin protein ligase binding; protein tag activity. Gene Ontology annotation, biological process: modification-dependent protein catabolic process; protein ubiquitination. Bases 371 to 2569 code for a protein of 732 amino acids. The transcript has 4 exons.